Messenger RNA from Blepharisma stoltei, 2345 nucleotides. Lineage: Eukaryota; Ciliophora; Heterotrichea; Heterotrichida; Blepharismidae. The record is from the annotation of a GenBank genome assembly.
AUGCUUUUAAAAAUUAUUUUUGCGAUAUCAUGCACUUCUCUUGCUACUUCUAGCUCGACAUCAGCAGACCAAAAUGCUCAGCUUUUCAAAUCAUCUUUAAAUCAAGCACCAAUUUUCGUACAAGGAACACUAGAGAUAUCACUUAUACAUAAUUACAAUAAAUAUAAACAUUCCUAUUAGUAGCCAAUACAUAUUUUGCCGUAAUGGCGAAGUGUGUAUAUGAUGGGGAGCAACUUGGAGAUGGAGAAAUGCAGAUGGUUUCAUGGAGAUAUGCAGGUGAAAUUGAUGAAGACUCUUGAAGCCAAAGCGGAAUCACAGAAGAUGUGUUACAGUUCGUCAGUCUUUGGGGAAAUGAGUUCUUUUGAAAUUUUAUCAGAAUUUUACAUCAGAAUCAGUUACGUUUUAUUUUAUCAGAAUUUAAAUUUCAGAUCAGAAUCAGUUAUAAUGGUCAGAUUGAAAAAUCUUAUGGCCGUAAUUUCAUUAAGUAAGUUAAGUAUUAGUAGCCAGAAAUAAAAUAGUGACGUUGACGGAAAUAGGACUCCGAGGCGCACCUCCUAUGGAGCUGGUAGGACCCAUUUCUGAUGAAGCUGAAAUAUAGGGCCUCGUUCCCUGUCUUAAGUAGGCCUUCAGAGGUGGGGAAGCCGUGCCGAAAAGGAAGUUUUUAUUUCUCCCCCGAAGGUUUUCCUGUCCCUGCCAGAUGGGCUAGACAGGUUUUUGCCUACCACAUGGUCUUCCCUCACCAGGACAAUCGGGGCACUCCUCCAAGAGUGGUUCUGCCAAAGGAGCUGAUCCUCUGGACAGGUGGUUCAGACCAGAAAUCAAGAUGGCGUCGGGCCUGGGAGUAUGGUCGCAUCAGAACCCGACCUGAAGUUGUCUUUCGAGCUGAGGUGUUGUGGUCCGCUGGUUCGCACGUAUGGCCAUUUUAAAACUAACUAGCUAACUAACUAUUAGUAGCCUUAUCCUAUUUAUUCUUAUUAGUUAUAAUUCUCAAGCAUCAAUCGAAUCUCAAAACUCCCCAGAGUCUUCACUGUCUUUUCUGCAACAAGAUGAAGCUUCUUCAGAGUCUUCUUCAGAAACUUCGACAGAGUCUUCUUCAGAAUCCUCAACAGAUGAGACAAACCCUUUGGAUCGUGACACAGAUGACCAUCAGCUCCCGGAAGACUCAGACGAUGGCGGUGACGAGUACUCUGGUGGUGACACAGACUAUCCUAUUAUUUAUAAAUAAUUUUUUAUUAUAAAUUUAUUAUCAAAAAUAGCAGAUUUACUAUAAAAAAUAUCCCUAUUGAUAAUUCUAGCCAAUAUUUGUCAUCUCUAAAUAAUAAAAGCAUUUUUUAUAUAAUGAAGGAUAUAUAUUCUUGCUACUAGUUUUACUGAUAAUGAAGAAGGGACUGGAAAAGUCUGGUUAAUUCCAAUGAAAUCUGAAGAAGAUUCUUCAUAUGAAAUUUUAGGAGGCCUCGAAAAGCCUGUAGGAGUUUGCUUUGAUAUCAAUAACAAUUUUAUGUAUGUAGCCGAUGCUGGUUUUGGAAGUGAUACUGGGUAUAUAUACCAAUACGAAAUUUCUUGGGAUGAGGAAAACAGCUUUUCUUUGUCAAGAAAUAUAUAUGCAGUUGUAUAUGAAGGGGAGUCACCAUAUGAUUGCAAGGUUGAUAUAUAUGGAAAUUUAUAUUUUGUAGACUCAGUUACCAACCAAAUAAACGCAAUCAGCUAUACAGACCUUUAUUCAGGCUCCAAAAACCAACAAUACACCUUAUACCAAGCAGACGAGACUAAUACCGAUAUUAGUGCCCCAUGCUCUUUAGAUCUAUACAAAAGUGAAGGGAUUUAUUUUGUGAAUAAUGAAAAUUUUGAUACCUCAGGGACUGUGAAUUAUGCAAUAAUCAACUCGACCUCAAUUAAUUAUAAUGAUAUCCAGCAGUGCGCAAUUCAUGACGUAGCACCUUGGGGUGUUACGUAUAGUGAAGAUGAUAAGGUUUUCUAUUCAUUAGAUAGCGGAGAAGUCCAGGGGUUUGAUAUAUACUAGUAAACCUAAUGGUAAUAUAAAUAAUUUAUUAAUUUUUAUAAUUAUUUAUAUUAAUUAAUGUAGGAUAGAAAAUGCAGCCAACUCGUUUGUAAAGGUAAGCAAACUUAGUGAGCCUAGAGGACUUUGCUAUGGAGAUGGGAAAGUCUAUAUUGCAGAUCACUAUGAUGGGAAAAUAUAUAAGGUGAGUGAUAGCGAUGAAGAAGAAACGCCAAGUGUUAUUAUUAACUUGCAAGGGGUUUAUGCAGUGUUUUGUGUGAAUGAAGGAGAUUUUGCAAGAGCGAUAGUGGUAGUUUGGGUAGCAUUAAUUAGUUAUCUAAUAAUAUAA